ACGUGGCGGUUUACUUCCAUUCAUUCCUUCCUUUCAUUUUCCUCCGAGGACCGAAACCCCCAAACCCCUCGCUUCCAAUUUCACUCGUUCUCUCUCUCUCAGAACCAGAAGAAAAAUGGCAGAUGCUAAUGAUGCGGGGUCGUCCACGACGGCGACUACGAAUCCAUUGCCCCCGUUUCUGAAGAAGCUCUACGCCAUGGUGGACGACCCGGAGACCGACUCGGUUGUGUCUUGGAGCAACGGCGACAACAGCUUUGUGGUUUGGAACCCGCACGAGUUCGCCUCCAAGCUUCUGCCCAAGCACUUCAAGCACAAUAACUUCGCUAGCUUCAUCCGGCAGUUGAAUACUUACGGUUUUAAGAAGGUGGAUUCAGACCGUUAUGAAUUUGCAAAUGUGAAGUUUCUAAGAGGUCAAACACACCUUUUGAAAAGUAUCAGUAGGAGGAAACCAGUUCAUGUACCCGGUCAACAACCAACUGAAGUGCCGAGCUCCUCAGUUGGGGCAUGUGUUGAGGUAGGGAAGUUUGGGCUGGAGGAAGAGGUUAAAAGACUUGAAAGGGACAAGAAUGCUCUUAUGCAGGAACUUGUUAGGUUGAGGCAGCACCAGCAAGCAACCGAUCACCAGUUGCUGAGUGUGGGACAACGUGUGCAGCUAAUGGAGCAGAGACAGCAACAAAUGAUGUCUUUCCUUGCAAAGGCUAUGCAUAGUCCCGGCUUAUUAGCCCAGUUUGUACAGCAACAGAAUGAAAGCAAUAGGAACAUUACUGGAGUGAAUAAAAAAAGGAGACUCCAAAGUCAGGAAAAAGAAAGUGUAGCUGAUGAGGGUCGCACUAAUGCUCCCGAUGGACGGAUUAUCAAGUACCAGCCUUCGAUGAAUGAGGCAGCUAAAGCACUGCUGCAGCAGAUUUUGAAGAUGAAUGGAUCUCCUAGGGUGGAACCAUUGAUGAACAACCCUGGUGCAUUCCUUAUUGAUGAUGCUCCUUCUUCCCAUGCAUUCCAUGGUGGAAGUUCCUCGAGUCAAGUUUCGGGAGUGACCCUUUCUGAGGUUCCACCUAAUUCUGGACAGCCUUUUAUGCCAGUAGAGUCGGGAUUUCCUGUUAAACCCCCAUCUACUGCCAUUUCAGAGAUUCAAUCUUCCUCCUACAUGGUGCCUGAUCAUUCUACAGCAGCUGGAUUCCCAAAUAUUCAUGUUUAUAAUUCUGGAGAAGAGACUAUUUUGCCUGACUUCUCUGAACUGCAAGGAAUCAUGCCAGAAAGCACUUCUGAAAUCCUUGAUAUGAACUUCGUGGGGUCCGAGACUGGGAAUGCAAGUUAUGUGGAUCCAAUGUCUGUUGUUUUGGAUGUGACAACGCCCAUGAAAACUGAAGCUCUUUCUCCAGAAAGUGAUGUGGAGGCCCUGCUUGAUGAGAUCCCAGUACUUCCAGGCAUUAACGAUACUUUCUGGGAACAAUUCCUUACAGGGAGCCCGCUCACUGAGGAUGCAGAUGAAAUCAAUUCGAGUUCAUUAGCUGGUGGUGUGACUAUGGAUCAUGAGUUACCCAUAGGAGAGAAGAACAACUGGGACAAGAUUCAGUAUAUGGAUCAUCUUACUGAACAGAUGGGGCUUCUUGCAUCGAAGACUGGAAUAGCCUGACCUUCUCACCAAUUGUAUAUGCAUGUUCCUCACCAUCGAGAGGUAAACUUUUAACCAAUCACAGAUCAUAAUAAGCAUGUUCAUUGUCACCAAACUGCCAGUUUUACAAAAUGAGCCAAUGCAUACAGUAUUUGUCACUGAUCCCACAUUUGUGGUGUUUGAUCAGCCACUUAAGUGUUCCUUUUUCCCUUCAUCAGCUUGAGUUCCUGUCAUGGUGAGAAGAUUGUAUUUAUAAUGAAACUCUGUAUAUGUGAUCGGCUUUUCAGCAAAUGAUGUAAUGCCAGUUUUUCUAAUUACUAUAACACAAGGAAUUCGCUAGUACAUCGAGUAUAGUAUAUUCUGAUUCCCCUUAAGCUGUACUAAAAAAUUAUUAAGAAUUACUGACAUCUGUAUGUACUUAAAAAACUCCUGAAUUGCUUUA
Molecule: messenger RNA, 2054 nt
Organism: Juglans microcarpa x Juglans regia
Lineage: Eukaryota; Viridiplantae; Streptophyta; Magnoliopsida; Fagales; Juglandaceae
Product: heat stress transcription factor A-1b-like
Exons: 2
Coding region: 116-1633 (505 amino acids)
Biological process (GO): regulation of transcription by RNA polymerase II
Cellular component (GO): nucleus
Molecular function (GO): DNA-binding transcription factor activity; RNA polymerase II cis-regulatory region sequence-specific DNA binding
Source: RefSeq, a predicted model, not a curated record